Molecule: messenger RNA, 2139 nt
Organism: Fusarium odoratissimum NRRL 54006
Lineage: Eukaryota; Fungi; Ascomycota; Sordariomycetes; Hypocreales; Nectriaceae
Exons: 1
Coding region: 1-2139 (712 amino acids)
Source: RefSeq, a predicted model, not a curated record
AUGCCGACCAAGGCCCCGGGUUUCCAAGAGACGGUUCAUCCAACGCCAACGAUGCCACUGAACCAAGAAGGGCCUCCCAACAGCGAUAAUGUUCACAACCUCAUGUUUCCGCCAGCAUAUGAUACGACAAGAAUGCGACAUGUAAGCCGUUUCGACAAGAAUGCCAUCUUUGCCAUGGCAGGCGGCCUCUUAAUUAUUCUUAUAUGUGUAGCCUUCCUCUGCUUUUUAUGGUUCGGGAACGAGGACAAUAGUGUCUGGCGUCACAUCGUCAUCACGAAUUGGGUAUCGCGAUCUAUUACCAUCACGUCCCUCAUACUGCGAUGGUCAGUAACCGCCCAAGCAGUGGUAAUGACAUCUAUGAUCGCUGCGCUGCUGCUUCAGAUGUCGCAGACGCCCUUAACACAGGCUGCUGCUGUGUCUCUGGCUGUAUGCUCCAACCGAGGGCCGCAUGAACUCAUCUUCCGCCUGCCUCACUCGUUGGGUAGUCGUAGCUGGCUUUUCUGGCUGGUUGUGUUGCUGAUGACAUGCAUAACAACCUUGCUACAGUUCACGUCGACUGCACUGCUCUCGGAUGUUGGCUCUGGGAUAAUUAUCGACAGCCAAUCUCUCAAAAUAUCAUAUGGUAUUAACUCCUCGUUUGGGGGCUCUCUUGCUGCUUCUGGGGGAUACAUUGCUGCAAGACCACUUAGUUAUCCGGCUUUUGCCGAAUAUACCGAGCCAGCUUCUCCACGUGACGGCAUCACGGACACGGGACUGUCGAUGAGAGCAUUCUUGCCAAUCGACCCUCGAUCUAGUCGCGAGGCUUUAGUUAGCUAUAACGGCAUGGCGACUGUGAUGGAUACAAGAGUAGCUUGCAUGCGACCGACCUUCGCAAAUGUCACAGUACAGUCCUACGGGAUCUAUCGUUGGAUUGCAGGUUCUGUCUGGACCAAACUCAAGGUUCCCCGAAUGAACACUACAUUAGGCAUGGAUGGGGAUGUUCAACCUUCUCACUUCAAUUGUUCCUACUCUCUCGACCAAGGUGAUCCCGACAGUUCAUUGCGGAUCAGUUUCUGCAAUGUUUAUUUCAUGGAUGAAAACGACGACCGCGACACAGGGAUUAUUUCAGACAUGGAACCUAUUCCUCCGGAACCUUACACUGCGUCGUCCCCCGGGGGUAUGUAUCUUAUCAUCAAUACCACAGGUGCACAUACCGACUGGAACGAGGUUAAUAACGCUGGAAGGAAUCUGAGAAUUGAAACUGUCGUUCAAGACAAGAGUGAAUGGACUACGCUGGAAUCGGAUGUGAAGGGGUUGUCGUUCGUUAUGACACUUUGUUCAUUCGACCCGGUGGUCCAAGAUAUGAACAUCACGGCCACACGGACAAAAGGCGGCGCUGAGCCGAUGGCGCGCUGGUUAAACUCAACUAGUACCUACGACACUGAGGCCAUCCUGGCACAACUGGGAGGGACCAAAGAUCACCUUUCUUAUGACGAUCGUGGUAUCUUCAAACUUGCAAAAAAGGAAUCAUGGCUUACGCCGCCAUCCGUCAUCGACCGAGGUACAUACUGGGAGAGCAGUCCAGCGCCGCCUGCCGAUCCGUACUAUAUUCUAUUCGGCGCCUUUGAUGGACUACCUGGUGGCGGUGGUUACUUGAUCAACCUUUUUGGCUCCGACGACAGCGGCGAUGCAAAUGGCAUUAGACUGAACCGUCUACAUGGUGAGGUGUUCAAAGAAACAAUAAAGGCUACAGGUAGCGCCGCAUGGGCGAUUCAAGCACUCGUCACAAGUCUCUACAGCAUGGCGUAUUACGACUAUAUCUUUCAGUUCGACAUACCGGCGCCAGCAGACUUGAAAGCUGAGCAGGUAGUAACACGGCCAGUUUCGAUUAAGUUUUUGAUGGUUGUCUUGGCAUUGUUGUCUCUGCAUCUAGCACUUAUGAUAUUUGCAACAUUAUGGUUUUCACAGCGUGCAAAGGAUGGUCUUAUUGGGGGUUCUUGGGCGGCAGUUGCACGCAUAUCAGGACAGCCUACGGAUGACUGGCUAGCCAAAGCAAGUACAAUGACAGAUACAGAGAUAAGUAAAGGUUUGCAGAAUGUUGGCCAGCAGGUUAAAUUGGUAGGAUUAGUAAGGUCUGGCGAUAGAGUCUACCUACUUUAG